AUGGACGUAAGUAACGUAGCUGCUCAAGUAGUAGAACCUGUAAAUAUAGUUGAUGAUUCUGUUGAAGUAGUUGUCCCUGUAAAUGUAUUAGAUAAACACGAAAAUUAUGUUAAGAAAUUCAGAAUUCAUGGUAUUAACACUGUUUUCAAGUUUUCUAACCCCCCGCCUGAAACUAGUGAGAUUGACUGGCUAAGACAAGGGUUUGGUCAAAUUGUAAAUGAAAUGAAAGAAGUUUGUCAGGAGGGCGAUCAAUUAGGUUUCACUUUGCGUUCCCUUAACCUGAAAAGGGAAGAGUCGGGGUUUGUCACUUUUCGCCCUGCAAAUGAAGUUAACGAGGAUGUCUUGUGGCAAAUAUUUGGGGGAAUUGUUCAAUCAAAUGCUGAAUCGAUCAAGUCCACGGACACAUUUCAAGUAGAAUGUACUCGAGUUAAUCUCCCUGUAGGUAAAGGUAGGGUUAGACCUGGCCUGUAUAACACCUUUGAUGAAGAAUGUAAAGCAAGAAGGGGGAUUGUUGUAAUUAAUAAUAAAGAUAAUUUGUGUCUUCCUCGUGCCUUGGUGGUAGCUAUAGCUAAUGUAAAUAAAGACCCAGCAUAUGAUUUAGUUAGAAUGGAUAAAGCAAAAAGACAGACUGUAAGGGCUCAAAAACUUGUACGUCGAGCCAGAGUCGAAUUGCCAGAGGGUGGUGCCGGUAUUGCUGAACUUGAAAAAUUCCAGGACUUGCUUAAAGACUAUAAAAUCACUGUAUACAACUACAAUGCUAAAGGUCGUGAUGUGUACUUUGAGGGAAAUGUAGAGAAACCCAAGUUCAAAAUUAACUUGUUGUUUCAUAACCGGCACUAUAAUGUAAUUACCAGUUUGACAGCCGCGUUUGUUUGCAAUUAUUUCUGUGACGCUUGCCAUAUCCCCUAUGAUCACAAAGGUAAGCACCGCUGCUCAAACAUUUGCUCGCAGUGUCAGACCAUCUCACCCCCUUGUGUAGAGGAGCAUGGGGGAAUCCUGUGUCCUAAAUGUAACAUGACUUACAAAAAUCAACGCUGUUUCAUCGCACAUCAAGCCGAUAGAUGUAAAAAUGUUAAGAAAUGUUUAGAUUGUGAAAAACUAGUCUGGCUUAAAGAGAGGUCCAAACAUCACAAGUGCGGAGAAGAAUUUUGCAAUCCUUGUAGAGCAUUUAAAGAUCCAAACCAUAAAUGUUAUAUGAAUCACAACGAGGGCAAACCUAAAUCUAAAGACUACGUUUUUAUUUUCUUUGAUUUGGAAACCCGCCAGGACGAGUUCUUGCCCUCUAACCCUGAAAGUAAAGUACAUAAAGUUAACCUGUGUGUCUCUCAACAAUUUUGUUACCAGUGUAUUGAGGGAAAAUUCUGUAUAGCGUGUAAAAACCGUACACGAGUGUUUGAUUCCGACCCUAUCAACCAGUUUAUGAACUAUGUAAUGUAUGUGAGAAAGCAGUUUAAAAACGUUUGUGUAAUUGCACAUAAUGGGCAGGGUUUUGACUUUCAAUUCUUGCUAAAGUACUUGUUGGAAGAAACAAAAUUCACACCGGAACUUGUGAUGCGGGGAACCAAAAUUAUCUUAAUGAAAAUUGACAAUGUGAGGUUUGUGGACUCGUUAAGUUACUUCCCCAUGGCUCUGUCUGCUCUGCCUAAAGCCUUUGACCUACCUCCAGAGAAAAAGAAAGGCUACUUUCCUCAUCUCUUCAACACAUUAGCAAACCAAAACUACGUGGGUCCUAUGCCAGCCAAAGAGUACUAUUGUCCCGAAUCCAUGUUUGAAAAAUCGCACAAUGACUUUGACAAAUGGUACAGUGAGCAGGUUGCAAACAAGUAUGAAUUUAAUUUUAAAAAGGAGUUGUUGGAAUACUGUAUGUCAGAUGUUGAUAUCUUGGCUCAAGCCUGUCUAAAGUUCCGCUCAAUCUUCCUAAAAGAGUGCAAUGUUGACCCGUUUCUCGAGGCUGUUACCAUCGCGAGUGCCUGUAAUCUAGCCUUCAGACGAAACUUCCUAAAACCCAACACUAUCGGCAUCAUCCCUAAGAACGGCUAUCGAUUAGUAGACAAUCAAUCGGCAAUUGCGCUACAGUGGCUUUCUUGGGUCGAGGAAACCAACGGGAUUAGGAUCGAUCAUGCCGGACGAGGCAAAGAAGUCAAAGUUAAUGGGAUGAAAGUAGAUGGGUUUGAUGGUAGAAACAUCUACGAAUUUCAAGGGUGUUACUGGCACGGGUGCCCUAAAUGUUUUCCUUACGACCGUUACGCCCCUUUGAAGGAGGAUCCCUCCGAUAGCCUACAUCUUCGCUACGAGCGAACUAAAGCCAAAAACGCAAAGUUUACUGAACACGCAUUGGUAGAGAUGUGGGAAUGCGAAUUCCGUAAGCUUAAAAAGGAUCAAAAGCUCAAUCAUCUGGACAGUCUGCCCAUCUUGAACAAUCUCCCACUAGACCCACGACAGUCUUUCUUUGGAGGUAGGACUGGCAACGCGAAAUCCUAUCACAAAUGCGCCGAGGGGGAAACUAUUCAAUACGUCGACGUUUGCUCCCUGUACCCGUACGUUUGUAAGUAUGGGAAGUACCCUGUAGGCCACCCAACUAUCUAUGUAGGAGACAAGGAGUGUCGUGAGAGAGGUAUGGAAGUAGAUGGGUUGUUAAAAUGUAAAGUCCUGCCACCAUGCGAUCUCUAUCACCCGGUACUCCCCGCAAAAAUGAACGAUAAAUUGAUGUUUGUUUUGUGUAGGACUUGUGGGGAGAUGAUGUAUCAGGGAGAGUGUAACCAUGAUAGCGAUAAUAGGGCACUUGUUGGGACUUGGACUAUGGAUGAGAUCAGGAAGGCGGUAGAGAAAGGGUACAUUGUACUGAACAUGUAUGAGUUAUGGGAGUACCAGGUAGCGACUUAUGAAAACGGGGGCUUGUUCACUGACUUUAUCAAUAAAUUCUUAAAGAUGAAACAGGAAGCUUCGGGCUAUCCAGAGUGGUGCAAGACUGAGAAGGACAAAAACAAGUAUAUUACAGAUUAUUUAGGACAUGAGGGAAUAAAGCUAGAGAAAGACAAAAUUGUUAAGAACGGGGGUUUGAGGUCUUUGGCAAAAUUAAUGCUAAACAGUUUCUGGGGAAAAUUCGGACAGAGGGAGAACCAGACUAAAGCCACAAUCGUUAGGGACUCCAAAAUACUUUUCCAAAUGUUCUCAUCCCCUGAAAUAGAUAUAAAUAGGCUCCAGACCGUUAAUGACGAGGUUGUGGUUGUUUCCUGGGAGUAUCUAGAUGAGGUAGGAGAGCCUCUAAGCAACGUAAACGUUUGUAUCGCGGCGUACACCACUGCACAGGCGAGACUCAAGCUCUAUGAUCAUCUUGAGGCCCUAGGAGUUCAAGUAUUAUAUUAUGACACAGACAGUGUCAUUUUUUACUACCGCCAAGGCUUAUACAGAGUUCCUACGGGAGAUUACCUCGGCGAAAUGACUGACGAAUUGGCAGAUUACGGACCCGGCUCUUAUAUUACUGAACUUGUCUCUGGGGGGCCUAAAACUUACGCGUACCUUGUCUGGUCAACCAAUCAACAGAAAUUGAUCCCAGUCUGUAAAAUCAAGGGCCUCACCCUAAACUUUAAAACAUCAAGAGUUGUAAACUUUGAAAAACUGAGAGAAAUGAUCCUAAGUGAAGUAAAACAGUCAAUUGAAAUUGAAGAAAACAGAAUCAGAAGAACUAGAGAUAGAGACAUCGUUACCAUCACUGAGAGCAAAGUGUUUAAAAUCACGGGGCCUAAGAGAAGGUAUGAAGGAGAGUACGACACUCUACCUUUUGGAUAUAGAAAAGUCCAAAGAGACAUUUAA
Messenger RNA from Macrosteles quadrilineatus (aster leafhopper), 3813 nucleotides. RefSeq lists its product as uncharacterized. Gene Ontology annotation, biological process: DNA replication. Lineage: Eukaryota; Metazoa; Arthropoda; Insecta; Hemiptera; Cicadellidae. The record is from RefSeq and is a predicted model, not a curated record. The transcript has a single exon. Gene Ontology annotation, molecular function: DNA-directed DNA polymerase activity; nucleotide binding; DNA binding. Bases 1 to 3813 code for a protein of 1270 amino acids.